AUGCAGAAACGCGAUAUCGAGAUGGCCUUCCAGAUGCUUUCGGAGGACGGGAAAAAAAUCACGGUCAAGAAUAUCCAGAACUUCUUCGACAAGUAUUUUCCGCACUCGCUCCACCACAACUGCAACAAGAAAGUCCUCAAGCUCUUGGGAACAGGGAGGGAAGAGCUCACCAAGGAAGCUCUCACCAACAUGCUGCUGCACAAACCCCUGGCUUGCGUGCCGUUUGAGGAUACUUUCAAGAUUAUGGAGCCAUCAGACACCCCUACGACCGUCUCCGACGAGACGCUGGUGCGGCUCAUCAAGACCAUGAACCCGUACGGCCUGCCCUACAAGGGCGACAUCAAGUGUAUUCUGGACAAGUUCGAUGCAGACAAGGAUGGCGCAAUCAAUCUCCGAGAUUUUGAAAAAAUGGACAUGUAG
Messenger RNA from Polychytrium aggregatum, 420 nucleotides. RefSeq lists its product as uncharacterized. The record is from RefSeq and is a predicted model, not a curated record. NCBI's taxonomy places the organism in Eukaryota, Fungi, Chytridiomycota, Chytridiomycetes, Polychytriales. The transcript has 2 exons. Gene Ontology annotation, molecular function: calcium ion binding. The coding region runs from base 1 to 420 and encodes 139 amino acids.